Triplophysa dalaica is the source of this 4695-nucleotide messenger RNA. It is a transcript of the gene vps54, whose product is annotated as VPS54 subunit of GARP complex. NCBI's taxonomy places the organism in Eukaryota, Metazoa, Chordata, Actinopteri, Cypriniformes, Nemacheilidae. The transcript is spliced from 24 exons. Gene Ontology annotation, cellular component: GARP complex. Gene Ontology annotation, biological process: retrograde transport, endosome to Golgi; Golgi to vacuole transport. The coding region runs from base 178 to 3198 and encodes 1006 amino acids. Gene Ontology annotation, molecular function: syntaxin binding. The record is from RefSeq and is a predicted model, not a curated record.
GCGCGGUGCAUUAUGGUUCGCUGGCCGGCGGAGUGCUGAGUCUGAUGUGAUAUGUCAGAUCUGUGGAGAUGUGAGCGAGAUAUUAUGAUGGUAUUAUGACCAACAGGAGCUGCUUUAUUCACGUAACAGUGUUGAUGUGUUCCCUCAGCCGGCCUCAUAUGUGAGGGAUCUGCAGUGAUGUCCUCCGGUCAUGGAUCGUCUCCUCUGCCUCAGUCCAGUGGAGGAGGAGGCACAGAAGAUGGGCUCUUCCGCAAACCCCGGGAUCCCUCCACUGCCUCCAGACACUACCGAACGCCGAGAUCCCUACCGGAUGUCUGCCCCAAAGAGCCCACCGCUGAUAGACGUGGCCUCUGUGAUGGUCCGUCGGUGGUGGCCGACCAGCAUCGUUGGACUGUGUACAACUCUAAAGUCAACCUCCCCGCAGCCCUGAACGAUCCCAGACUGGCCAAGAGAGAGUCGGACUUCUUCACUAAGACAUGGGGCCUGGACUUUACUGAGACCGAAGUCAUGCCUUCAUUCUACCUGCCCAACAUCACCCGUGAACACUUCAGCUCCUACCUGCAUGAGACGGCUCAGAGGGAGAAGAUUCAUGAGCGCUGUAAGAGUAUUUGCUCGAACAAAGAUAACCUGUUGGUGCCCACCAUCACAAACAAUUACGAUAAAGCCAGACCUGAGCUUGAGCAGGUGCCCAAGAUUUUUAUGAAGCCUGAGUUUGUGCUGAAUGAUCCCGCCACAUUUAAUGCUGUGUUGCCAUGGUCCCACUUCAGCGUUGCCGGAGGCAAGAACAGUCGAGAUGUUGCGUCAUCUCGUCUACUACAGGAAAAGUUGAGUCACUACCUGGAUGUGGUGGAGGUGAGUAUCGCUCGACAGAUCUCUCUCCGAUCCGAAGCCUUCUUCCACGCUAUGUCGUCCCAGCACGAGCUCCAGGACCGCCUCAGAGAGACGGCCGACGCCGUCGCUAAGCUACGGGCCCGCACUGCUGCCAUCAACCGGGUGAUAUGUCGAGGGCCACUGCGUGCCCUGCGGGACGCUCUGACCUAUAAUAACUGUAUAAAGCUACACAACAAACUCAAGCUGAUGGCCGCGGUGCACCAGACGCAGCCCACGGUGCAAUUACUCCUCUCCACCUCAGAGUUUGUUGGGGCGCUAGAGCUCAUCGCCACCACGAAAGAAGUUCUGCAGCAGGAACUGCAGGGGAUUCACAGUUUCAGACAUUUGGGUUCUCAGCUCUGUGAGAUGGAGCUCUUGAUUGAUAAGAUGAUGGCGGCUGAUUUCUCCACCUAUGCUAAAAGCGAUUUCAACCGACCCUUUGAGGAGGAUAGUCCGGUUCUGGAAAAGGUCACAAAGCUGUCGGCAGUGUCAGGAAAGGAUCGUCUGCAGUCUCUGGUCUUUGGCUUGUUGAGACAGAGAAAGCUGGAUUUCCUGGAUAUUUACAGUGAAGAGAUGAUGCACGCUGCAAAGAACAUCGUACGGCAGUGUGUGUUAAAGUCUUUGUCGCAGAUCAACGAGAUUGAUUCUAACACUAUCAAACUCCACGAGCAGAUGCGCUCAAUGACGUUCAAUCAGUGGUUCGAUCUGCUAAUGGAUAUAUUUGAGCAAUUCAUCUCGUUUGUUAAGAGAAUCAAGGCCACACUCAGCGUCAUACGAAAUGUUGUGUUGGAAAUUCUCGACAGCAGCCAGAGGAGUCGACAAGCUGAGGUCAUGUCUGCAACAAACCCUUCUGACAGUAGGGGCAAUGAGGACGAGGAGGAGGGGUCAGGGGGACCUGGCCUUCGUUCAGGAGAGGCGGAGCUUGCCUACCUCACCCAUGAGGGCCUUUUUAUAAGCGAUGCAUUAAACGAAGCGGAACAGCGCAGUGGCGCGACGGCACAGAGUCAGUCUAGAGCGCAGAUGCAAUUGGAGGCCUGCGGCAGCGACUCAGCCUCCGCAACCACAGAAUCUUCCUCCAGCAAGGAACACAACUCCAACACUACCUCCUCCCUGACCAUAGGGGGCGCUGCCGCGAUAAGUGAGGACGUUAUGCCAUCUGAUCUCGAGUUGGGUCGAGUGGCCAAUAACAUCCAGGAGCUGCUGUACACGGCGUCAGACGUCAGUCACGAUCGUUGCGUCAAAGUGCUAAUGUCUCGAGCCAAGGACGGCUCUCUUGAGCGCUUAAGUUCCUCAGAGUUUGUAUGUUUGAGUCAGGCCGUAGAGGCGUUCGUCAAAGACACGGAAGAUUUGUGUGGCAGACGCAGUGUCAGCCUGAGGGGGGCGCUGCAGAGUCAAGCCAACCGAUUUGUACAGCGCUUCCACGAGGAGCGCAAGACUAAACUCGGUCUGCUGCUGGACACCGAGAGGUGGAAGCAGGCAGACGUUCCUGCUGAGUUUCAGGAUCUGGUCGACUCCAUCGCUGACGGACGCAUCACUCUGCCUGAACGCAAACCCACAGGUUUUGAGGACAGGAAGCCCAGUGAGUUUCUAUGUGUUGACGGGCAGAAAUACGCUGUGGUCGGGACGGUGCUGCUGUUGAUCCGGAUGUUUCUGGAAUACUGUCAGUGUGUGAACGACAUUCCCUCCAUCACAACAGACAUCCUCACGCGUCUCGCUGACCUUGUCAAGCACUUCAAUUCUCGGAGCUGUCAGCUGGUGCUGGGGGCGGGUGCUCUGCAGGUGGUAGGGCUGAAAACCAUCACCACCAGAAACCUGGCUCUGGUCUCUCGCUGUCUGCAGCUGGUGGUUCACUACAUCCCUGUGAUCAGAGCGCACUUCGAGACCAGACUGCAGCCCAAACAGUAUAACAUACUACGCCACUUCGACCACAUCACAAAGGACUAUAAUGAUCACAUCGCAGAGAUCUCAGCUAAACUGGUGGCUAUCAUGGACAACAUGUUUGCAAAAACUGUAUCUAAGUAUGAGGUGAAGGCUCCCAUGCCGUCCACGUCCUUGCGUAAUGUGUGUAAACAGAUGGCUAAAAUGCAUGAGGCUAUAUACGAGCUCUUACCUGAGGAGCAGACACAGAUGUUGUUUCUCAGGAUUAACGCCAGCUUUAAAAUGCAUCUAAAGAGACAGUUAGCACGACUCGGGGUCAUAAAUGACGGAGGACCCCAAAAUGGGUUGGUCAUGGUAGACGUGGCGUUUUACACAGGGAACGUGCAGGCCUUGCGUUCUCUGGAGCAACUGGACUUAAACAUGCCUGAGAUCUGGGAGCAGAAGAGGUGAUGAUGGACAUCUUCUCCUGGACAAUCAGACCUCUCUGCCACGCCUGCCAUCACAGCGACCUGCUCCACCCUAAGCAGGAAGUGAAUUCAGAGGAUUAUAGGAAAGAGGAAGUGGGGAGACUCAGGACUAAAGGUCUUGCUUAUUUAAGCCUCUGUGAAUCUGGAGUCAUCCAGCGGUGUCUCGCGCUCCACCCGCCUCUUUCCCUCAGAUGAGAACAAGCACUUUUUCAGGAGCUGGAGGGUCACAUUUUUAUUGUGGAGACCAAAUGAGGACGAGUUUGUGUGGUUGACCAAUCCUGUCGCAGCUGGGAAUCGUGGGAAAUCUGUUGAUUAUUCUGAAGCUGAGAUGUGUACGCAGUGCCUCCUUCAGUACUGCCACUACAGUGCAACUUUCCAUUCAUGUGCAAUUCUGUCUGUUAUUUAAUAACUGUCAAAUGAAACGAUGAAUGGUUAUUUAUUUAAAUGGUUUUGUUGUUGAUUUAUUUUUUUUCCAAGUAAAGCAUUCAGGUGUUGAAUGCCGACAGGAGAACUCUAGUAUUGAAAGGGGCUUUUAAAACGUAUUUUUUGUGCCAGUGUAGCAGUGAUGUUGCUGCCUGGUUUUGGCUUUCAUGUUCAUGAGUGCUGAAUCGAUGAAGUAUCAAAACUCUGGGGGUUAAAGGUCAAGGAUGAAUAUCCUAGUUUAUUGUGAGCCUGUGGCUGUGUGAGGAUAUUCUGUACGGCAUGUAAAUGUGAAGAUUCUCGAGACAAAAUUAGACAAUUCUGUUAUACAUAUUUAGGUAAAUUAGAAAAGGGGAAAAACUAUUAUACAGGGAUUCCAAGGUUUAUAAUAAUUAUAGUUUAAUGGAAGAUUAAUCCAUCAAAACAUGAAAUUGACUAUCAAUCUCAUUUUUGUCUUAAUAACCACUACACCUUCUCUACAGUUUUAAAGGAACAUAAAUCUCGUGAGACAAUCUGUUGAACAGAUUUGCUUGUAGUGUGGGGUAAUAACCUCGCAAAAAUGUAGCAGAGUCUUGAAUUCUUUAUAAAGAUCAUCAUAGGCUUAUUGAAUAUGAUUUUCUGACUUCAAAACCACAGUAUUCCCCAAAUCAUGUCUCUUCUACAGUGGGGUCAUUUUACUUAGUUGGUAAUUUGAAUAAAUCCUGGUCUGGUUUUUAAAGGGUGACUGUGGCUUCAUGUGGAGGUAUUUUUUUCCUGUGAGCUUUUGUCAUCGGCUGUGGAUUUCUUUUCUAGUAAUUCCAUGUAUGUCAGCAAUUAUCGUAUUUAACAACCGUGCUGUCCCGUUGAAAGUGCCUACCUUUUAUUUUAAAUCAAUGACUACUUGUGGUUUAAACUGUACAUUUGAUGGCUAGUGUGCCUGAGCUCUGUGUGUGUUUCAGGGCCUCUUGUUGCCCCUCACAUGAACGGAUCAAGAAGUACACUGAUGGGAAAAUAUUGUGGCAUGUUUGAUCUUUUGAAUGGUGGCACUUUUUAACAUUAAUAAAGCCACAGGGAAGAUUUA